AAUUGAAAUUAUAUGGUGUCGAACAAACCUUUUUAUAAAAGAAACAAGGGAAAAUCCAAAUAGCUGUGAAGAAGUUGUAGAGAGAGCUACUUUCAUGGAAGUACACGUAAUCCGAAUUUCCUCUGCAUUUCCAUUCGCUUCCAUAGCCAAACACAGCCUUAAUCCCUCCAAAUCCAACUUCGCCAUUUCUCUUUCUUCUCUCAAUUUUUCUGAUAGUCCCAAAUUUUCAUUCAAAGUGGAAUCCCAGAAGAGAAACGACGUCGUUUUUGACGACGCCGCAUACGAGGCCGAACGUCACAGACUCGACGCCGAGGCUCGAAAAUCCAUGGCUGAAACCUCUGAAAUGGAGACCCAAAACCAACAAGACCCGAAAGCUUGGAAAUGGGUUAUUAGAAAACGGGUUUGGGACUUGAUGGAAGCCAAAAAUAUAGCCCAAUUUCCAAGACCCGUUCACCAUCGGAUACCCAAUUUUGUUGGAGCUUCACUUGCUGCUGAUAAGUUGAGUGAACUGGAGGAGUUUAAAGUGGCCAAAUGUGUGAAGGUGAAUCCAGAUACACCACAANAUCUCACGAUUCCAUAUCGUGAUAUGGUAUCGCAUGGAGGGAAGCAGCUAUUGACACCACAGCCUCGUCUUAGGACAGGUUUUUUCUCUGUACUUGAAGAUAGUAUGUUAUCUGCUGGUACCAUUAAGGAGGCCUGCACUUCUGCUGGAGUUGCUAAGUAUGGAAGACCAAUUGGAUUGGAGGAGAAAAUAAAGGUGGACUUGAUUGUUCUUGGAUCAGUUGCUGUUAACCCAAUGACGGGUGCUAGACUCGGCAAGGGAGAGGGAUUUGCUGAACUUGAAUAUGGCAUGCUAAGAUACAUGGGGGCCAUAGAUGACUCAACACCAGUUGUCACAUCUGUGCAUGACGAGCAGCUGGUAGAUGACAUUCCUAUUGACAAACUAUUGAUCCAUGAUGUGCCGGUUGACAUAAUAUGCACUCCAACUCGGGUCAUAUUUACAAACACUUCCAUCCCAAAGCCUCAAGGGAUAUAUUGGGAGAAGCUCUCUCCUGAAAAGCUUAGUCAAAUUCGAAUACUCAGACAGCUGAAAAGUAAAAUUGAACAAGAGACUGGACAAAAGCUUCCAACUGGUCCUUCUGAGAAACUACCACCAACUGCCCAGCGCGGACACUGAUAUAUUUAGCUUCAAAUAUAUGAAGUUUGAGUAAAUUAUUAUGUUGCCUUGUGUAGUAAGCAUACAGCAAACUGUAAAGUCAUCUAGUAGCUAAUAUUGACAUACGUU
Molecule: messenger RNA, 1285 nt
Organism: Solanum stenotomum
Lineage: Eukaryota; Viridiplantae; Streptophyta; Magnoliopsida; Solanales; Solanaceae
Product: 5-formyltetrahydrofolate cyclo-ligase-like protein COG0212
Exons: 6
Coding region: 95-1177 (360 amino acids)
Cellular component (GO): cytoplasm
Source: RefSeq, a predicted model, not a curated record